Molecule: messenger RNA, 8527 nt
Organism: Sorex araneus (European shrew)
Lineage: Eukaryota; Metazoa; Chordata; Mammalia; Eulipotyphla; Soricidae
Gene: DISP2
Product: dispatched RND transporter family member 2
Exons: 8
Coding region: 65-4264 (1399 amino acids)
Source: RefSeq, a predicted model, not a curated record
CCGCCGCCGCCGCCGCCGCCGCGGCUUCAGCACCAGCGCCCGGACAGCGGCGCCGCCCACGGGCAUGGACGGUGCUAGCUGCAGCAGUGGCAGCAGCGGUCCGGCGCCCGGCCGGGAUCCGGAAGGGGAGCAGCGGCCCGACGAGGAGCCCGCGGCCCCGGACGGCAGCUCCCCGGACAGGUCCCAGAGCAAAGCUGUGGCCUCCGAGGGGAGCCCGGAGAGAAGCUGCUCCCUCCAGAGCUGCCCCCUUGAAGACCCCUCUAGCUCUUCGGCAGCCCCACCAGCAGCUUCCAACCUCCAACCUGUGGGCCAGUCCAGCCCCUUGGCCCCUGCCCAAUUCUCCUUUCCCCGGGCACCCCAGGAAUACCGGGGGGGCAGUUCCCUGCCAGGGCUAGGGGACCGGGCGGCUCUGUGCACCCAUGGCUCCAGCCUCAGCCCUUCCCCGGAGCCGUCACAGCGCGAUGGGGCCUGGAAGCCGCCCUCGGCGCAGCAUCACGUGGUCAGCGUCAGGCAGGAACGCACCUUCCGGAUGCCAAAGAGCUACUCCCAGCUGAUCGCCGAGUGGCCGGGGGUGGUGCUGCUGCUGUGUCUGAUGGUCAUCCUUCUCUGCACCCUGGCGGGACUGCUGGCUGGCCAGCUGCCGGACUUUUCCAAGCCCUUGAUGGGUUUUGAGCCUCGGGAUACAGACAUUGGCCGCAAGCUCAUCGUCUGGAGAGCCCUGCAGGCCCUCACAGGCCCCGGGAAGCUGCUGUCCCUUUCUCCAGACUUGAUGUUAAAUAGCUCAAACCCCCAUAGCACCUUGAGUCCCACCACUGGGGGCAGCACCCAGGAGGGCCUGGUCCGGCCUCGGAGGAUGGUGGCACCCCAGGAGGGCAGAGGACAAGACAGUUUCUUCUGUGGCCCCCCUGAGAAAAGCUAUGCACAGCUGGUGUUCAUGUCCACGUCGGCGGGCAGCCUGUGGAACCUGCACGCCAUGCACUCCAUGUGCCGCAUGGAGCAGGAACAGAUCCGCUCUCACGCCCACUUCGGGGCCCUGUGCCAGCGGACAGCAGCCAACCAGUGCUGCCCCAGCUGGUCCCUGGGCAACUAUGUGGCUGUGCUCUCCAACCGCUCCUCCUGCUUGGAGACCACCGAAGGCGACGCGGCCCGCACGCUGGCCCUGCUGAGGGCCUGCGCCCUCUACUACCACCGUGGGCUCCUGACGCCCUUGUGCCUGGGGCCCGGGCAGGACAAGCCCCCACGCUGUGCCCGGCUGCCCACCAAGUGCUCCCAGAGUAGCGCCGUCUACCAGCUCCUGCACUUUCUGCUGGACAGGGACUUUCUGAGUCCCCAGACCGCCGACUACCAGGUGCCCUCCCUCCAGUACAGCCUGCUCUUCCUGCCCACCCCCAAGGGGCCUUCCAUGAUGGCCAUCUACCUGGACCGCCUGGCCUCGCCCUGGGAGCUCUCGGACAACUACACGUCCAUCACCGGCAUGGACCUGGGCCUCAAGCAGGAGCUGCUCCGGCAUUACCUGUCCCAAGACACGGUGUACCCCUUGCUGGCCCUGGCUGCCAUCUUCCUCAGCCUGGCGCUCUACCUACGCUCGCUCUUCCUCACGCUCAUGGUGCUGCUGGGGGUGCUGGGGGCCCUGCUGGUGGCCUUCUUCCUCUACCACGUGGCCUUCCGCCUGGCCUACUUCCCCUUCGUCAACCUGGCAGCCCUGGUCCUGCUCAGCGGCGUGUGCGCCAACCACACCCUGGUCUUCUUCGACCUGUGGCGCCUCAGCAAGAGCCAGCUGCCGUCGGGGGGGCUGGCGCAGCGCGUGGCGCGCACCAUGCACCACUUCGGCUACCUGCUGCUGGUGUCGGGGCUCACCACGGGCGCCGCCUUCUACGCCAGCUACCUGAGCCGCCUGCCGGCCGUGCGCUGCUUCGCGCUCUACAUGGGCACGGCCGUGCUGGCGCACCUGGCGCUCACGCUGGCCUGGCUGCCCGCGUCCGCAGUGCUCCACGAGCGCUACCUGGCCGGCGGCGGCUGCGCGGCGGGCGCGUGGCGGGGCAGCGCGCCCCGGCGGCUGGCGCUGGCGCUGGCGCGGCGGCUGCGCGGGCUGCGGCGGGCGGCGGCCGGCACGUCCCGCCUGCUCUUCCAGCGCCUGCUGCCGUGCGGCGUCAUCAAGUUCCGCUACAUCUGGGUGUGCUGGUUCGCCGCGCUGGCGGCAGGGGGCGCCUACAUCGCGGGCGUCAGCCCCCGCCUGCGGCUGCCCACGCUGCCCCCGCCCCGCGGCCAGGUCUUCCGGCCCAGCCACCCCUUCGAGCGCUUCGACGCCGAGUACCGCCAGCAGUUCCUGUUCGAGCGGCUGCCCCAGGGCGAGGGCGGCCACAUGCCCGUGGUCCUGGUGUGGGGCAUCCUGCCCGUGGACACCGGUGACCCCCUGGACCCUCGCAGCAACACCUCCCUGGUGAGUGACCCGGCCUUCUCGGUCGGCGGGCCCGAGGCGCAGCGCUGGCUGCUGGCUCUGUGCCAGGGAGCCCGGAACCAGAGCUUCUUCGGAGUCCAGCUGGAGGGCCCGGCCACGCUGUGCUUUGUGGAAGCCCUGCAGCAGUGGAUGGACAGCCCCGCCUGCGCUCGCCUGGGGCCUGGCCUCUGCUGUGGCCCCUCGGACUUCCCUUGGGCACCGCAGCUGUUCCUGCACUGCCUCAAAAUGAUGGCUUUGGAGCAAGGUGCCUCCAGCUCCCGGGACCUGGGGCCCCGUUUCGGUUCCCAGGGCAACCUGGCCGCCCUGGUCCUGCAGUUCCAGACCAACUUCCUGUACAGUGCGGACUACAACCAGGCGCACCGAUUCUACGGCGAGGUCAGCCGCUGGCUGGCCGCGGAGCUGAGCAGGGCGCCGCCCGGCCUGGGCGGCGGCUGGUUCACCAGCCGACUGGAGCUGUACAGCCUGCAGCACAGCCUGAGCACCGAGCCCGCCGUGGUCCUGGGCCUGGCCCUGGCGCUGGCCUUCGCCACCCUGCUGCUGGGCACCUGGAACGUGCCGCUCAGCCUCUUCUCCGUGGCGGCUGUGGCGGGCACGGUCCUGUUCACGGUGGGACUCCUGGUUCUCCUGGAGUGGCAGCUCAACACGGCCGAGGCCCUCUUUCUCUCAGCCUCCGUGGGCCUCUCGGUGGACUUCACCGUCAACUACUGCAUCUCCUACCACCUGUGCCCGCACCCCGACCGCCUGAGCCGCGUGGCCUUCUCCCUGCGCCAGACCAGCUGCGCCACGGCGGUGGGUGCGGCGGCGCUGUUCGCCGCAGGUGUGCUCAUGCUGCCCGCCACGGUGUUGCUUUACCGCAAGCUGGGCAUCGCACUCAUGAUGGUCAAGUGCGUCAGCUGUGGCUUUGCCAGCUUCUUCUUCCAGUCCCUCUGUUGUUUCUUCGGCCCUGAGAAGAACUGCGGGCAGAUUCUCUGGCCGUGUGCCCACCUGCCCUGGGACGCGGGGGCCGGGGAGCCAGGCGGGGAGAAGGCCAGCCGCCCUCGCCCAGGACCGGCAGGAGGGGCCCCUGGGGCCUGCUCGGAGCAGUACGAGCUGCAGCCCCUGGCACGGCGCCGGAGCCCCAGCUUUGACACCAGCACCGCCACCAGCAAACUGUCCCACCGGCCCUCGGUGCUCUCUGAGGAUCUGCAGCUGCAUGAUGGGCCCUGCUGCCCGCGGCCCCCCCUGGGCCCAGCCUCCCCCAGGGAGCUCUUCCUGGACCACCAGGCCGUGUUCAGCCAGUGCCCGGCCCUGCAAACUUCCUCCCCCUAUAAGCAGGUGGGCCCCAGCCCCCGCACCCGGCUCAGGCUGGACUCCCAGGCCCAGAGGGUCAAGGCCAUGCACGUCUCCCCCCGAGCGCCCGCCCGCUCGUCCCCACCGCCCAAGGUCGCCGAGCCGCCCGAUGGCCUCUGCUCCUCGGCCAGCACCCUGGAGGGUCUCAGCGUCUCGGAUGAGACCUGCCUCAGCACCUCCGAGCCCAGCGCCCGUGUGCCUGACUCGGUGGGGGCCUCGCCGGAGGACCUGGACGAGACGGAGCAGACGGUCCUGGAGCGGGGCCAGCUAAACAGCAAGCGGGACACUCUGUGGCUGGCGCUGAAGGAGACUGUAUACGAUCCGUCGCUGGCCCCCUCCCACCAGAGCAGCUCGUCCUGGAAAGGCCGUGGGGGCCCGGGGGACGGCAGCCCUGUGGUGCUGCCCAAUAGCCAGCCCGACCUGCCCGAUGUCUGGCUGCGCCGGCCCAGCACACACACUUCGGGCUACAGUAGCUGAGAGGCCCCGGGGCCGGGCAGGGCCACGCAGAGCUGUCAGAGACGGCAGGCGGGGGCGGGGCGCCUGGAGCUGGCUCCCCUUUGGCCGUGGAGCCUGCAGAGGCCCCGCUGGGACCCCGGCUGCUGCUUACACCCCACAUCUGGGGAUUCCAUAGAGAGAGUCUUUAGAGGGAACCCUAAGUUCCCUUGUGACCAGCCCCUCCUGUACCCUUGGGGCCCACCUCUGCAGGGGAAGCAGGAAGGGCUGAUCUGGUCCCCCUUCCCAAAAGGCACACAAGUCAGUGAGAUUGAGGAACCCACUUCCUGGGGCCGUGCCGGGGUACCUCCUAGAGCACUCUCUACCCUCGGAAACCUUAGCAGCAGCCCGGGCCUCCACUCUGGAGGGGCCCUUUAUCAGGUGAUUGCCUUUUCUUUAGGGAGUUUUUAUGGCCCAGAAUUGGGCCCUCCCAGCCCUCAACUGCCCUCCCAGCUCUCCUCUCCGCCCCACGCCCAACCACAAUCUCACUCCCAUACUCCCCAGAAAUUCAGAACUGGGCUGAGAGGGUACAGGUCAGCCACAAGCAUGCCCCUGGGGCCCAGACUCUGACACUGUCCCUUCUGAGCCCUUCAUAUACCUGCACGUCCCCUUCACAGGGCGCCCACCCUCCCCGCUCCCCCCCACCCCCAUCUCCUUGGAUCUGGCUACUUCACUGUAGGGUAACUGGCAGUUGGCCGGGUCCUUUGGACCCCAAUUUACAGGCAGAGAUGUGGAGCCUCAGUGCAGCUCCGUGAUUUAGGCCAAGUCACAGAGCUGGCAAUGACUGGGCAGGCUCCCUCCCUCACUUCACCACCCAGCUCCCACUCCUGUGGCCACUGCCACGGCCUCAAGGAUGCUGACCGCCAGAGUGGGCAGGGAGCCCUCCCCUCGGUACUGCUGGUGUCUGAGUGUCCACCCUCCUCCCUUCAGGCUUCUGUCUCCAGAGACAGCUGUGCUCAGAGCAAAACCAGCUGUGCCCCGCCUCAAAGCCUGGCCGAAGGCUUCCCCAGUGUAGGGUCAGGGCCAAGGCCAGAAGAGACAAUAGGGGGUGGCCUACUGUGGAAGGCAGAGCUCAGUGAAGGGGGGACUUGGGGAGUGGGAGUCAAGCUGCUCCCCAGGACGGCUCUCUCUGAAGACACAGCCCAAUGGGGCUGGAGCGACAGCACAGUGGGGAGGACGGGGAGGGCGUUUGCCUUGCACGCAGCCUACCCAGGUUCGAUUCCCAGCAUCCGUAUGGUCCCCUGAGCACCACCAGGGGUAAUUCCUGAGUGCAGAGCCAGGAGUAACACCUGAGCAUCGCUGGGUGUGACUCAAAAAGAAAACAAAAAAGACACGGGCCAAAAGACGGACCUCCUCAGGGAGUCUCUGGAAAGUUUUAUCCCUAGGAAGGGAGAAUUCAUGACACUUGAGAGGGUUUGCUGAACACCUGCUUGGGGGGAAAGGGUAGAGGGGUGGGGGUGGGGGUGGGGCUAAAUUCUGAUCCCAGGAGCUCACCUCUUGCUGGGCAAAUGGCUCACACCGCCCACAGGCAGUGUGGGUGAUGCUGGCACCGUGGCGGGUGUGCUGAGGGCCUUAGGCUUAUGCCUGUCACCUCUCUGUGGCUGGAGCUCAAGGACCUGCAGCUGGGGUAACCGGGAAGGCUUCCUGGAGGAAGAUGACUUGACCUGGCGUUCCACAGUCCUAGUCUCUCCCCCUGGAAGGCACCUUCACCACUGUCUGUUCUAGAAGUUUGCAAAUGUCAUAGCCUCAGGACCUUUCUCCAAAGAAUUCUUGUGUGAAAACACAGUAUAUAAAACAGAUUAUUUUUUUUCAAAUGCACUUCCGAGGAUGGGUGCUGUGAGACCUGGGUCAGCUUCCCUUUCUACUACUGUCUUUCAGGGGCACUGGAACCCCCUCCAGUUCCAGGCAGCUCCAGAGAAUGUGGUUUGAAUGCCGUUUUAUAGACGGAUGUCACAGGAGGAAGGGAUUUUUCUAGAGCCAGACAGUCUGAGGCAGUCAGGGGGUUCGUCGGGGUACUUCGGUUCUUGUGUCUUUGGUUUCUUACGGUUCUCUUCAUGGUUGUUGGGGCCAUGCCCAGCAGUGCUCAGGGGGGGCCCCGGCCGUGUGUUAGUCCCUUGUAGAGCUCUACCUCCCACCCCUGGAUUCCUGCCCUGUGAGAGACACUAGCUAUGACAGGAAUGGGGGCUACCUCCACUCCUUCGCAGGAGAGGGGACUGAACCCUUCUCCACUCCCAACACAGGGCUGGGGAGGCGGCGACGGGGGUGUACCUUAGACCCACCCCCUGGGCAUCUGAUGGCAUUUCUCACCUCAUGCCCACAUGGAAUUCAUCGUAGGGCCUCUCAUCACAUCAGACUUUGCACCGUGCACUGCCUCCCUCUGCUGUCACACAGCCAAACUGACCAGGACGGUGAGCCAAGGGGAGGAGCAGGAGCCACAGUCUGUUCUCUCUCCCUGUUGGUUUUGGGGCCACCCCUGGCAGUGUGCUGCUACGGGCUGCUCGCUGCCCUGUGUUUCGGGGGUCCGGAGGGUCAGGUGGGGGGAUCAUGAGUGCUGGGACCUGAGCCGGACUUCCAACGUUCUGAGCAGGUGCCCCAGCCCGCCGAGCUCUCUCUUUGCCCCCAGGAGUCUGUUCGGGAAAUCCACCAUCUUUGUUGCUUCUCAGCAAAUCCCUGAGUGGCCCUUGGGCCCAGGGUAUGAAAGGGCAGUGUGAACCUGGACCAAAAGGAGCCUGGCACCCCUUCUUGCUUGUCAUCGGAGGGACAUGGUAAGCCUUGGGUUUGAACUGGCUGCCACAGCAGGCGCAUGCUCUGCCGUCCUGUGCUAUUCCUGGGGCCCAUACUGAGUCUGGAGCUGGAGCUGCAGACACUGCCAGGAGCCGAGCCCUGAAAUGUUACAGAAUGGAGGGUCGCCGGGGCGGCAGCAGGGAUUUGGAUGCAGCUGAGGCACCACUUGGAGAUUUCGGAGGCUCACCUAACUCUGCAGAGGAGCCAGAGCCGCUGAAGUACUUGGAUUUGUUCUUGUUUCUGCUGGACUCGGGACCGGAAGCCCAGUGGUCCGCUAAAGCAUCAUCCUGCCACCCCUGGGGACCCAGACCAACUGUGGAUGAUCCCCGUGGGGCUGCCACGCAUCUGGGCUAAGAGCCCCAAGUGUGGAAAGGAGCAUCUACAGCAUUUUCAAUGUCCUUUGCAUUCAGCAGGUUUAUUCCUAGUUAGUAUUAUGGGUGGUUGCAGUUGGUAACUAGACACAUGUGGGGGGAGCCUCAGAAGCAUGUGUGAGGUAGGCAGGGGAAAUGGGCCAAAACAUUCAUGUUUGCUCUAGAGAGCCAAACGAGGCUGUGUUUUCACGGAGGCGCAUUGAAAGAACCACACGAACACUCCUUCGAGGCUGGAGGGCGAGUCCCUGUCGAUGCCACAGGCCUUGAACUCACACCCAGAGAGUGAUGGCUGUGUGUGUUGUGUGUCUCUCGGUGUAACUUGCUGUAGUUUGUGACUAGGGAGAACCCCAUCCUUUGUGGCACUUCGGGGACUUUUAGGGUGACCGCGUUGGAUAGAGGUUGGCGUGCCUGGCGGAGUUUUCUGUUUCACGGCACAUGGCAUAUGGCACACUGGGAUGGUCAUGCACAGUUGAGACUCAUCCUACAGGAGAUUCACGAGCCAAAGUCUUACCCCUCCUGCUCAUUCCUUUCUUCUCCAAGUGCAUGAAACAUACAGAGCAGGGGGGCCGGUGAGGGGUAUCAGGGACGGCAAAGCAUUGGUGAACCAUCGAGCUGUCUGGACAGUGUCUCAUCUUUUCCUCACUGGCGAUCUUAUCUCAGUCUUUGUUAGUGUAUGUGGGCAAUGGCUGGUGCCCCAUGCCCACAUCCAGAUCCCACUGACCUGGAGAAGAGGAAGAACAUUUCUCGGGGUGCCAUGAUAUGGAGGUGUGUCUGCUUAAGAGAAGAAAGUGUGGGCUGGAGAGAUCGUACAUCAGGGAGGACGCCUGCUGUGCAUGUGGCUCACCCAGGUUCAAUCCCCAGCAUCCCAUAUGGUCCCCUGAGCACCUCCAGGAGUGAUUCCUGAGCGCAGAGCCAGGAGUAAGCUGGGAGAGGUCCAAAAAACCAAAAGGAAAAAAAUAAAAGGAGAAAUCAUAAGCCAGUUCACAUAGGGAAGAUGAGAAAGUCACUCUAUGCUGUGUUAAUGUCUGGUUGUCCAAAGCCAUUCCUCUGAGAAACCCCAGAAGGACCUUUAUAAACAUAAUUAUUGUAAAUC